Rhincodon typus (whale shark) is the source of this 3380-nucleotide messenger RNA. It is a transcript of the gene tubgcp5, whose product is annotated as tubulin, gamma complex associated protein 5. Gene Ontology annotation, cellular component: spindle pole; centrosome; gamma-tubulin complex. Gene Ontology annotation, biological process: cytoplasmic microtubule organization; meiotic cell cycle; spindle assembly. Lineage: Eukaryota; Metazoa; Chordata; Chondrichthyes; Orectolobiformes; Rhincodontidae. The coding region runs from base 118 to 3165 and encodes 1015 amino acids. The record is from RefSeq and is a predicted model, not a curated record. Gene Ontology annotation, molecular function: microtubule minus-end binding; gamma-tubulin binding. The transcript is spliced from 22 exons.
CAACGGGCAUGACCCGACAGUGGUUCCGGGGGAAGGGUCACUUCCGGCGGUGGCAGUAGGCCGAUUGCGCGGGUGAUUUGUUUGGAAAGGAGCUGUUCACGCUUUUAACUUAUCGACAUGGCGCAUUGGAAUAAGUUCGAGAAGGAUUUGAAGAAGUUGAUACAGUACAUUAGCGGGGUCCCGGAGGAGGACCCUGAUUUCCAGUUGGCGCUGCAGUUCACUUGGUCUAACGUCAGAUUCCAUCGAUUUCUUGACGUAGACAGUCAGAAAAUAACGCGUGUGAUUGAUGGAAUCCACGAAAAACUGAUUAUUCAUUCAGAACUCCCUAAAGCUAUAAGCUGGCGGAGGUUAACAGAUGAAUUUCUGGAUUUGCCCCUUGAGACUGUCGAAGGAACAAAGACGAAGGAACACUAUGCAAUACUGUCCUUUUUAUUGGCCCUUUCUGACUCACCAUCUAAUUGUCAGUACACUGAGAAGGCAAGACAGAAGGAAGAGGUGCAACAUGAUGAUUUUGACUGGGGGAAAUACCUGAUGGAAGGUGAAGAAAUUGACAUUGGCCCAUAUCCAGACACUCCAGAGUGGUCUGAAGAAGAAAAUGAAGAGGAGCUCCAAGAGUCCCUCAGUAGAGAAGAUUCUGGAAUUCAGGUCGACAAAACAUCACCAGAAGAACAAGCACAAAUCAAGAAAGUCGCACCACAUGCCUCUUCCAAGGUUGGUGAACCAGAAGCACGUUUGUGGCUGGAGCAGCAUGUGGUUACUCAGUACUGGACAACUAAAGCGUCUAAAUUUAAUCACAGCUUUCACCUGCACUCCAACUUAGCUGCUGUCUGGGAACAGCACUUGUACAAUACUGAUCCACUAUAUUACUCAGAUGAACGAAUGCUUGUUACAGAAACCCAAGUGAUACGAGAAAUGUUGUGGUUGUUGUCUGGAGUUAAUAAACUUUUCAUGUAUACAUUGCAUGAUGGAAAGAUAUCGGUGAGAACUGACAUCAUGGUUGCUCACCUGACCCAGAGUUGCCUGAGAGCAGUAUUGGAGCAGAUAGCAGCAUAUGGGCAAGUUGUGUUCAGACUGCAAAAGUUCAUGGAUGAGGUUAUUGGACACAGCUCUGAAAGUAGCUCACUUGGAACCUUACCUGCUUCUAAAAAGUUUAAUGAACCCCCUUUUCGGACAUACCAGUCUUUUGUGUGGGCCCUGCAUAAAUACUUUCUAAGCUUCAAGGAGGAACUUGUCAACAUUGAAAAGUGUAUGAUAACUAAAGAUGAGACAGUGACCCUGGCUGCAGUACUUGAGAAACUGGCUCCUCGAUUGUCUCAACUUAAGAUACUUCACAAAGUAUUCAGUACAGGAAUAGCAGAGGUUCCACCUGACACUCCAAAUGUAAUCAGGGCAUCGCACCUGUUGAAUACUCUGUAUAAAGCUAUUAUUGAGUAUGACAGUGUGGGAGAAGCUUCUGAGCAGACAGUAUCACUUCUCUUUUCUCUAUGGGUAGAAACUGUAAGGCCAUAUCUGGAAAUUGUGGAUGAGUGGAUAGUACAUGGAAAUUUGUCUGACCCUGCUAAAGAAUUCAUUAUUCAAAGGAACAAGGAUGUCCCAGUGAAUCACAGGGAUUUCUGGCAUUCUACAUGUACAUUAUACAGCAUAUCUGAAAAAACUGGAGUUGAUGAAAAUGUAGGUGACGGUGCAGGCAGCAGUUGCAGCAUGGAUCAGGAAAAUUCCAGUAAACAGCACACAAUGGUCUCCUUUCUGAAACCAGUGCUAAAGCAAAUUAUUAUGGCUGGCAAAUCAAUGCAGCUGCUUCAGAAUCUGGAAAGCAAAGACAAUCCAGGCCAUCCAGUGCAAAACACUCACCGAGAUGCAGAAAGAAAGAGCUUAUAUGCACUAUUCCUUGAGUCACUUCAGUCCCGUCUUCGGUACAGAGAGGAGACUGAGUCCUGUGAACAUACUGUUCCGGAGCAACAAGCUACUAAAGAAAGCCUGAUCAAAGUGCAGUCUAUUGUGGCUCGGCAUCUUGAACUUGAAGAUAUUCAUGAUCCUUUAUUAGCUAUAAAUUUUGCAAGGUUAUACAUGGAGCAAAGUGAUUUCUAUGAAAGAUUCAUCAGUGGAGAUGUUAACGUGGAUAGGUCCUCUGAAUCAGUGACCUGCCAGACAUUUGAACUUACACUUCGGUCAUGUUUGUAUCCUCACAUUGAGAAACGUUACCUAGAGUGUUGUGGAAAAUUAAUGCAAACUCUAAAGACAGAUUACAAACUGGUGGAAUAUCUUCAAGCUAUGAGGAAUUUCUUCCUGCUGGAAGCUGGAGAGACCAUGUAUGAUUUCUAUGUAGCUAUCUUUGAUAAAAUGAAGGAAAAAGAAUCCUGGCAACGCUUGUCAUUUUUAAAUGCCCGGUUACAAGAGGCUGUUGCACAGCGCUAUCCUGAAGAUAGUUCUCGGUUGUCUGUGUAUUUGGAGAAUAUAGACAUUGUGAAAAAGAGACUUCCAGUUCAUUCCAUUGAUGGUCUUACAUUGAGUUACAAGGUUCCGUGGCCUGUUGAUAUUGUUAUCAGCUCUGAGUGUCAGAAGAUUUAUAAUCAAGUGUUUAUACUUCUGUUGCAAAUUAAAUGGGCCAAAUACAGCCUAGAUGUUCUGCGAUUUGAUGAACCUAUUGAAGCUUAUGAAAAACCACAAACAACUCUAUUUGAGAAUUCCAGUUGGUCAUUUAAAGCAUUGAAGACACCCGUCAGACAGCAAAUUCAUAGGAUGUUUCUGCUUAGAGUUAAACUCAUGCACUUUGUCAACAGCCUGCAUAACUAUAUAAUGACUAGGAUAUUGCAUAGCACAGGUCUGGAGUUUCAGCACCAAAUUGAGGAAGCUAAGGAUUUGGAUCAGCUAAUAAAAAUUCAUUAUCGGUACCUGUCUACAAUCUAUGACCGUUGUUUACUUCGGGAAAAGAUAAGCUUUGUGAAAGAAGCAAUCAUGAAAGUUUUGAAUUUGGUGCUUAUGUUUGCAGAUCGUUGGCAGACUGGUUUAGGAGUUUCAAAAAUUGAGACUAUUGAGAAGAUGGAAUCUGAUUUCAAAAACUGCCACAUGUUUUUGGUAACAGUACUAAACAAAGCUGUUUGUAGAGGAUCAUUUCCUCACUGUAAGUGUACCUACUUUUUUUUUAGUGGUUUGGUUUUGUGUUAAAUGAGAGGAUUUGGCAAGGAUCUAAUGCUUUCGUAAAAGGAGGAGGGGAAUGAGGAAUGACCAAAAAAAAGGAGCAAGCAAAAUAUGUAUGACAGAAAUUUAUUUACUCACUACAUUGCCACUUUGGAACAUCUUCAAUAUACUUGAAAGAAAAUCUGAAGGGACUAGUUUUGGUUUAAAACACUCCAGUGAAGAAAUUAGUCUGUAAUGUUAGU